AACCACAUCUAGUUCUUACAGGAUCUGUCUGGAAGCAAACUAUGUAAUAAGCAGUUUUCUUUUUAUUUUUUUUUAAUGACUGGGUCCAAAGAGAUAAAAAUAGUGUCUGUGUUCCAACUUAUUGCCAGUACAAGGCUCGUGUGACUGACAGGGACAUAUUGCCUGCUCUCCAGGCUCAGUUCUCAUAGGUGAGUGAAAGCCAUAUUCUUUAUUCAUACGCUAUUCAUAAAGAAGUCGGACGUACUCCUUCUCCCAAAGCCUUUCCUGGUCCAGGCUACAUAGAAGGAUUAUUUCUAGGAAGAGACAUGACAUCAUUUUUCUUAGUUCUGGAAAACUGAGAAAAUUUAGUUUUGCUCCUGAUAAAAAAAAAAAUACAGUGAAAGGUAAAAUAAUGAACUCCUCCACCCAGAGGUCUGCAGACGAGCCAGUAAAUGUCUUGCAUUCAUUGGAAAACUGGACUGCUGGGACACAACGGAAUUCACAAGAACCUUCACUACACCGACAAAUGGCGGAGGGUAAAACCUGGGCUGACUGGUGCCAAGGUCUAAAAGUCUUCAUCUGGAAUCCUGAAAAAAGAGAAUUUUUGGGACGGAAUGGAAAAAGUUGGGCCCUGAUUUCCUUGUUUUACUUUCUACUCUAUUCAUUUCUCACUGGGAUGUUUGCAUUGUGUAUUUACGGAUUACUUCUUACAAUAAACCCCUACGUUCCAACAUACAGGGACAGGGUUUUUCCCCCAGGAGUAACAAUAAGACCUCAUGUAGCUGACUUUCAUUUUUCAUUCAGUGCUUCAGAAAGCAGUACAUGGUCAUCUUAUGCUGAAAACCUGAAUACAUUUCUGGAAGCCUAUAACGAUGACAUCCAAAUAGUCAACAACAUUGAGUGCACCCCUGGACAAUAUUUUAUCCAGGCAGGAGAUGAAAAAGAAGAGAAGAAAGCCUGCCAGUUCAGACGCUCACAGCUAAAGAACUGCUCGGGAAUUGAAGACCCCACCUUUGGUUUUUCUGAAGGGAAACCGUGUUUCUUACUAAAGAUGAAUCGGAUAGUCGGGUAUAAGGCUGGUUCUGGAGUUCCAAUUUAUGUCACUUGUGAAGUCCCGAGAGGUAAUCAUACCCACCUUGGAUCAGUCAAUUUUUAUCCAACAAAUGAGUAUGAUCUCAUGUAUUACCCAUUUUAUGGCAAACUCACCCAUGUAAAUUAUACCUCUCCUAUAAUUGCAAUGCACUUCACAGAAGUCAUAAGAAAUGAGGACGUCACCAUUCAAUGCAAGAUAAAUGGGAAACAAAUUAUCAAUGACCAUAAGAAUGACCGCUUCUUGGGAAGGAUAAUAUUUACGCUCCACAUCAGAUGAAACACUGAAAUAGAAAUUUUUGGCGUGGCCCCUAAUGACAAGUAAAUGAUAACAGAAUAUAGAAAUAAUGGGUUCCACAAAUAUUCCUGCAAAAAGCAUAACAGCUUUUUUUGCUACCAUACCAACAUUAAAGGGAAACUAGACAGCUUUGAGCAUUGUUAAAUUCAUGUAUCAACAUGACUAAUUUAAGCUUUAUGUAUUGCAGAAAGUGUAAUUAUUUCAAGAUACUUGGUUGAAAAUGAAGGCACAGUGAUAUUUUGGUAAAACUAGAAUAACACCUUAUUUGAUCCCCACCCCCUCUCUCUGGAUCUGUCAGUCUUUACGCUAUUCAUGUCUAUUUCUGUUUCAUGUAUGUCUUCCAUUUUCUCACAUAGUUCUUUCCAUAUGUCUAACACACUCUGUCUGCCUGUCAGUUACUGCCUAUAUGUAUAUAUCUGAUGUAUCAUGUAUAUAUUUGCCUUAUGUCUGUCUCUCAUCCACUGUCUCUUUCACCCCAUCUGUCACUUUCUUUCACUCUUCCUCACUGUAGAUUACAUGGUGCUUCAGACAAAAAGCUGUGCCCCUACCUUUGUUUAACUUGGCACAGUAUUAAUAAUUAAUUAGGCCACAGCGUGAAUAAAUCUGUCUUAAAACCAUGA
This is a messenger RNA of Spea bombifrons (plains spadefoot toad), 1986 nucleotides long. It is a transcript of the gene ATP1B4, whose product is annotated as ATPase Na+/K+ transporting family member beta 4. Lineage: Eukaryota; Metazoa; Chordata; Amphibia; Anura; Pelobatidae. The record is from RefSeq and is a predicted model, not a curated record. Gene Ontology annotation, cellular component: nuclear inner membrane; sodium:potassium-exchanging ATPase complex. Bases 392 to 1348 code for a protein of 318 amino acids. The transcript is spliced from 9 exons. Gene Ontology annotation, biological process: potassium ion transport; regulation of DNA-templated transcription; sodium ion transport.